GUGAGACAGCUGCAGGUUUCCAUCUGAAUUUCUGUCCUUCCUUAGGAUCUUAAACAUUUGAGGUGAGCAAGCAAUGCGUGUGUAUUGGAGGAAACUGGAAUCUUGGACAAAUACGACAGUGGGAAGGGAGAUCUACUCCAAUAAAGUGACCGCAAAGCAAAAAGGGCAAGCACAACACAUUUUAACCCCAUCUAAGCCUCAUUUGGAUUACUGACCAGAUGCAGAAGAUUUCAGAGCAACUGUGAAGGUCAUUUUGAUGCUUGGAAAGAUGAGUGCCCUUUCAACCGGAAUUCUGGAUGGAAAACCUAGCUGAACUUUGGAUUAUGCUUAGAAACAGUCCUCCAAAGCAAAGACUGAACAUGUUGCUUGCCCAUGACAUGGAUGAAAACACUGCUCCUUUUCUCACCCCAACACCAGGGUUACCACUACAGAAGAACCACCAUGUUGAAACCUCUACCUCUCCGUCAAGCCAUGAGAUGACUGAGUUACCCAAGGAACACAUGCUUGAGAAAAAUGGUACAGUCUUGCAGUUGAUGCCAAGAGAAAUCAUAGCAGCCAGCCUGCCUUUGGGGGUGUUGUGGCUAUUGUCCAUCUUUGGAAACUCCCUCGUUUGCCUAGUGAUCCACAGGAGCAGGAGGACCCAAUCCACCACCAAUUACUUUGUGGUCUCCAUGGCUUGUGCAGACUUACUCAUUAGUGUGGGGAGCACACCAUUUGUGCUUCUUCAGUUAGCUUCUGGCAGAUGGACACUUGGGAGCAUGAUGUGCAAGCUAGUAAGAUAUUUUCAGUAUCUCACACCUGGUGUGCAGAUCUACGUGUUGCUCUCCAUCUGUGUUGACAGGUUCUAUACUAUUGUCUAUCCACUGAGUUUCAAGGUGUCUCGAGAAAAAGCUAAGAAAAUGAUUGUAGCAUCUUGGAUCUUUGAUGCUGCACUGGCGUCUCCAGCUUUCUUUUUUUUUGGAUCAGGAUGGGACAACCACUGCAGGUUUUUCCCCCCGUAUUCCUGGGAUGGUGCAGUUUACAGUAUCAUCCAUUUAUUGGUGGCUUUUUUGAUUCCAUCUGUUCUCAUAAUUAUUUUUUACCAGAAGAUAAUCAAAUAUAUUUGGAGAAUAGGUACAGACAGUAGAACAGUUCGAAGGACAAUGAAUAUCGUUCCAAGGACAAAAGUGAAAACUAUCAAGAUGUUCCUCAUGCUAAAUGUAUUUUUCCUACUCUCAUGGCUCCCAUUUUAUGUAGUUCAACUUUGGCACCCUCUUGAAACGGAUUACAGAAAGAGCUCCUUGGUUUUUAUGUUGAUUAUAUGGAUAUCUUUUAGUUCCUCAGCCUCAAAGCCUACCUUGUACUAUGUGUAUAAUGCAAACUUCAGGAGAGGGAUGAAGGAGACCUUUUGCAUGUCCUCCAUGAAAUGUUACCGAAGCAAUGCAUAUACUAUCACUACUAGUUCAAAGAUAGCAAAAAAAAAUUAUGUUGGAAUCUCAGAAGUCCCAGUGCCAACCAAAACAGUUUCAAAAGACUCCAUUUAUGAUUCAUUUGACAGAGAAGCAAAAGAGAAAAAGCUUGCCUGGCCUAUUAAUUCAAACCCACCAAAUACAUUUGUCUGAUCAAUUGGGUUCUUUCACCAAUUAUUAUUUACCACUAGGCUAAAGAACUUUCUCCCUCUUUUGACAGAUUCUGUUUACAUAUUGCAUAAAAUUUGGCAGGGAAAAAGAAACCGUUAGUUUUAUUAAAACCAUCAAUUUCAUUGUAUACUGUAAAAAAAUUAAUUACAUUCUGCUUUAGAACAGUUGUCUUAAAUUCAUGGAUAAUACUUUAAUAUUUCAUGAUCUGUUUUUAAAUAUAUUUUGUUAAAAAUGAUUUACUCCUGUAGAUCAAAUCAGUUUCUUUUUCUUUCUUUCUUUUUAAAAGACAAUAAAUCUACUCAAGAACCUUGCAGCACAGCAAAAUAAAUUUUGCAAGGCAUGUGUUACGAUUGUCCCUAUUUUCCAGUACUGGUAAAACAAUGUUCUGCUUUUAUUCCUGUUAUGACCUUUGAGCAGAUGCCUUUUAAAAUGUUGGAGGGGUAAAGAUACAUGCACUAGAGCUCCUCAGGUUUCAGCCCCUUCUCCUGAAUCUCUAGAAGUUAAAGAGCUGAGCAGGGAAUGGAUGUUGCUCAACUGUAGUGCACAAACAUGUAAAUAUGAAGACCUGGACACAAAAUGCCAGUGCUCUGUUUCUCUUCCUUCAGCCUCCUCCAUAACCACCUAAUGCUGUUAAUCAUGAUGAUGAAUGCAUCUGAGAUGUAAAUAUUCUGCAAAUACAGUCAGGUCCAUUUUGAGAUUAAACAUUCUUAGGAUA
Hemicordylus capensis (graceful crag lizard) is the source of this 2334-nucleotide messenger RNA. It is a transcript of the gene GPR19, whose product is annotated as G protein-coupled receptor 19. The record is from RefSeq and is a predicted model, not a curated record. Gene Ontology annotation, cellular component: plasma membrane. Bases 297 to 1601 code for a protein of 434 amino acids. Gene Ontology annotation, biological process: G protein-coupled receptor signaling pathway. Gene Ontology annotation, molecular function: G protein-coupled receptor activity. NCBI's taxonomy places the organism in Eukaryota, Metazoa, Chordata, Lepidosauria, Squamata, Cordylidae. The transcript is spliced from 3 exons.